Messenger RNA from Macadamia integrifolia, 1773 nucleotides. Its product is annotated as serine--glyoxylate aminotransferase-like. The transcript has 6 exons. Gene Ontology annotation, cellular component: peroxisome. NCBI's taxonomy places the organism in Eukaryota, Viridiplantae, Streptophyta, Magnoliopsida, Proteales, Proteaceae. Gene Ontology annotation, molecular function: L-alanine:glyoxylate transaminase activity; L-serine:pyruvate transaminase activity. The record is from RefSeq and is a predicted model, not a curated record. The coding region runs from base 386 to 1591 and encodes 401 amino acids.
CGCAAUGGCGCCUUCAAAGUCUUGGAGGCUUGAGCCAUGACCCCAGCCACAAAGAUCAUGCCUGCCAUUGGCAAUGGUUCAAGUGUCUUGAGAUGGGUUCUUGCUCUUUUCAGCUUCUGUCCACAGUACUCUAAAAUGAUUUCGAUUGUGAUUCCACCCUUGCUUAGUUGUGUCCAUCUUCGAGGAGGGUUACAAAGAAAAUGUAAAAUUUCUAUUUGGAUUCUCAAAUCCAAUCUUUUCCCCGGUCUGGGGCUGAUAUAUGAAGUUUGGUUUUACAUUUUUGAUAGAAGAUUGAUGAUGUUGUAGAUGGGUUUUCAGAAGUGAGAGCAGCGGAGAGUUUUGCCCAAUUCAAUUGUUGUUAUUGUGAAUUUCUGAGAGGUAAAAGAUGGAUUUCGUAUACGCACCGGGAAAGAACCAUCUUUUUAUUCCAGGGCCUGUGAAUAUCCCAGAACAAGUCAUUCGGGCGAUGAACAGAAACAAUGAGGAUUACCGUUCCCCUGCUAUACCAGCCUUAACGAAGAGCCUUUUGGAGGAUAUUAAGAAAAUUUUCAAGACAACUACAGGGACACCAUUUAUGAUUCCCACUACAGGUACUGGUGCAUGGGAAAGCACGCUCACAAACACAUUAUCUCCUGGUGAUCGGAUUAUAUCAUUUCUGCUGGGGCAAUUCAGUAACCUCUGGAUUACUCAACAGCAACGCCUCCAAUUUGAUGUUGAUGUUGUAGAAAGUGAGUGGGGUCAAGGUGCCAAUCUUGACAUCCUGGCAUCAAAAAUUGCAGCUGAUACUGAACAUACUAUUAAAGCUGUCUGCAUUGUUCACAAUGAAACAGCAACAGGAGUUACCAACAAUAUGGCUGCUGUGAGGAGAAUACUUGAUGAUAACAAACAUCCUGCACUGUUUCUUGUUGAUGGAGUUUCAUCAAUUUGUGCUCUUGAUUUCCGCAUGGAUGAGUGGGGAAUAGAUGUAGCUUUAACUGGGUCCCAAAAAGCUCUUUCCCUCCCCACUGGUAUGGGAAUUGUUUGUGCUGGCCCCAAGGCACUUGAGGCAUCAAAGACAGCCAAAUCAGUACGGGCAUACUUCCGCUGGGAUGACUACCUUAAAUGCUAUGAAUUGGGGACCUUCUUUCCAUACACCCCUUCCAUCCAACUCUUGUAUGGGCUGCGAGCUGCUUUGGAUCUUAUUUUUGAGGAAGGACUUGAUAAUGUAAUUGCAAGGCAUAGUCGCCUAGGCAAAGCAACGAGGCUUGCUGUUGAGGCGUGGGGUUUAAAGAACUGUGCACAAAAGGAGGAAUGGUUUAGUGACACAGUCACUGCUGUGGUUGUUCCACCAUACAUUGACGCUGGAGAAGUAGUUAAAAGUGCAUGGAAGCGAUACAAUUUAAGCUUAGGCCUUGGCCUGAAUAAAGUAGCUGGAAAGGUUUUCAGAAUUGGACAUCUUGGUCACCUUAAUGAUCUGCAAUUGUUGGGUUGUCUGGCUGGUGUGGAGAUGGUACUCAUGGAUCUGGGAUACCCAGUUAAGCUGGGAAGUGGAGUCGCUGCAGCUUCGGCAUUUCUGCAGAAUACUAUUCCUAUGAUCCCUUCCAGGGUUUGAUCCAUCUAACUGGGUAGUGACUGUUCUGUUGUUUUCUCUUCAUACUAUUGUAAAAAGAAUAAAACCCUGGCACCCUUUUCAGGCAAGACUUGCUUAGAAUUGAGACUCAUUUGUAUUGCAUCCUGCAUAAUCCUGUAUUUGAGGUAUCUUCUGUCAAAUUUUAUUGUUGUUCUUUGCGGAUU